AGAAUCGAACGAAAAAAAAAAAAAAAUUGUCGUGUUUUGAGUACCCGUACAUUGGACCUUUUUGUUCUUUUCCUUGUUUCAAAUACAAAGUCGCUUUCUUUUCGUGAAACAACUGUGAGUCGAUAGCGCGUAUGCAUAUCCAAUGAAAAGAAUGGAGAACUUCCAGGAGAGAUGAGACAACCAAUUUUAUUCAUAUAAAUUAAAUCAGUGAAAAAAAAUCGCACAAUAUCUUCAUAUUUUCUUGUUCCGCAAAAGGUAUGAUGAGUAAUUUUCAGAGAGUAUGCAUCCAACACGAAGCAACUAAAGUCAAUUAACGUGCAUUUCAAGGAAAAGACUUGGUCUCAAAUCCAAGCAUUUGCAAAAUUAACCGACCCAAGUGUGGCGUGUGUGUGUAUGUGUGUGAUCUAGACGCAGAAAGACAACAAAUCAAUUCGAAACAUGGAAUUGCGUGUAGGAAACAAAUACAGACUAGGCCGAAAAAUUGGUUCCGGUUCAUUCGGCGACAUUUAUUUGGGAACAACUAUUAAAACCGGCGAAGAGGUUGCCAUAAAAUUAGAAUGCAUUCGAACGAAGCAUCCCCAACUCCACAUAGAAAGCAAAUUUUAUAAAAUGAUGCAAGGUGGUAUUGGAAUACCACGUAUUAUUUGGUGCGGUGCCGAAGGUGAUUAUAAUGUAAUGGUGAUAGAAUUGCUUGGUCCAUCGCUUGAAGAUUUAUUCAAUUUUUGCUCGAGAUUGUUUACACUGAAGACCGUACUGCUGUUAGCUGAUCAAAUGAUAUCCCGCAUUGAUUUCAUUCAUUCACGCGAUUUCAUUCAUCGUGACAUUAAACCAGACAAUUUUCUGAUGGGUCUCGGAAAGAAAGGCAACCUAGUGUAUAUGAUUGAUUUUGGUUUGGCGAAAAAAUAUCGUGAUUCGCGAACACUGCUGCACAUACCGUAUCGGGAAAACAAAAAUUUAACCGGCACCGCGCGAUACGCAUCGAUAAAUACACAUUUGGGCAUAGAACAGUCACGUCGUGAUGACUUAGAAUCAUUGGGUUAUGUACUCAUGUACUUUAAUUUAGGCGCACUUCCAUGGCAAGGUUUAAAGGCCGUUAAUAAACGACAGAAAUAUGAACGAAUUUCCGAAAAGAAACUGUCCACACCAAUCGAUACGCUCUGCAAAAAUUUUCCCAACGAAUUUCCAACGUAUUUAACAUAUUGCCGCCAAUUACAUUUUGAACAACGUCCCGAUUAUAAUUACCUGCGAAAAUUAUUCCGAUCGCUAUUUCAUCAAAAGAGCUUCACAUACGAUUGUGUAUUCGAUUGGAAUAUGCUUAAAUUUGGUGGCUCACGAAAUGCGGUAGGAACAAAUGCAAUAGCCAGUGGGGCAGCUAACAAUGCGGUAAGUGGUAGCGCUGGCGUUGGUGCAAUGGGAAGUGCAGCGAUGGCUAGUGGCACGGCACAACAGCAAGAAGAUAAUGAUGGCCCAACGAAUAAACGUAAUCAAAUAACAAAUCAUCCAAACGAAGAACCAAUGGCAACAAAUAGCCCACGACCACACGACAAACCUGAACGACGUUCAUCGGUGCGACUUCGGGGUCAAAAUGUGGUGACUGAUUCACGAAAUGCAAAAUAGGGAACACAGAAACCCAUAUGAAAACACACACAUUUCGAACACAUGGAACACUUGCGAAAAAUAAGCAAAAGGGAAAUUUACAAGUAACAUUUAUUAUGAAAAAUAAAACAGCAACAACAACAACAAAAUUGAGAAAAUUAAAACAAGUAAUUUUGCAUUGAUAAAACAAUGAGAUAAAACAAAUACAUAGGAACAGCGUAUAAGAGAAAAAGUGGCAGAAGAAUAAGUCGAAGAAGAGGAGAGAAAAAAAUUAAUUAAAUAAGAGCGUGAAUAUUGAAUAGAAAUGGAAUCAGAAGGAGAACAGAGAAAGUUGUAGGGACACACAGAGACUACAACAUUUAUUCAAUGUACUAAAUUAAAGCAAACAAGAAAAAAAAAAAGUGAGGAAAAAUAUGCUAUAAUACGGAGGGAAAAGUGUUAUUAUACAUUUUAGUAACAAUUUGUCUCUAAAACUCUAGAAAUGAUAAUUGAACCAUUAGAGAGGGUAAAGUUUUCCUUUUUUUUUAAUUUAAUGAUAAACAGAAAAAAUACAAAAAUACACUCUUUUUUAUUACUUUGUUCUUUUUUAUAUGUAUAUGUAAAAUACAUGUCUCUCCGCGUUUUAUUAAUUCGAACCAAUCAUUUUCUUUUUGUUUUUGAGUAUAAAAAGAGAUGAACGUGAAUAAAUACUGAAAUUAGUGAAAUAGACGCGGAAACUAGCAGUUUUAAAUGAAAUCACAAUUACUCGUCGUUAUAUCUAUUGUCUACAUUAUUCGUCGUCAUAAUUCAUACAUAUUGAAAAAAAAAAAAUUAAAACUGCUAAAUUUACGGUUACAAUUAAAUGAAAAAGAAAACACAUACAUUUUUUUUCUCAAAUAAAACUGACACAAAAACCAAUAUAAAUUGAUUGUAAAAAAAAUAAAUACUGUGAGAAAAAAAAAAUACCGUUGACAUAUGAUGAUUCGAUACAAAAAGAAUUUUUAACGAAAAGCAUAAAAAGUUUAGAAUAAAAAAAAAUUGUUUGAAUUGAGUCGAGAAGAAAUGCAUGUCCGGAUACCGAAAUAACCACAAUUCUCUUUUUUUUUCUUCAUUUAAAUGUUUACGAAAUAGAAAGAACAGUCCCUUUCGAUUAAUCGAACACGUAAUAUGUAAAACACAAUAAAUUCUUAAUUAAAAUUUAUAAACAAAAAAUAAUUGAACGUGGGAAAUGUGAGAAAUUUCUAGUUUAUACACAAAGAAAUAAAAGAUGAAAUACAUUUUAACAAGUAAAACAAAAA
Messenger RNA from Contarinia nasturtii (swede midge), 2873 nucleotides. RefSeq names its product discs overgrown protein kinase (gene dco). Gene Ontology annotation, molecular function: ATP binding; protein serine/threonine kinase activity. The transcript is spliced from 3 exons. The record is from RefSeq and is a predicted model, not a curated record. Gene Ontology annotation, cellular component: cytoplasm; nucleus. The coding region runs from base 439 to 1617 and encodes 392 amino acids. Gene Ontology annotation, biological process: peptidyl-serine phosphorylation; endocytosis; signal transduction. Lineage: Eukaryota; Metazoa; Arthropoda; Insecta; Diptera; Cecidomyiidae.